ACCAGGUGGUUCGUUGUUGUGGCAACGAAUAAUGGCCUCUGACAAGGAAAAGAACGAAAAUGAUUUUAAAAAGAGAUUUUCACCUUCUUUUGACUGUGAAGGAAUUCCUGCCUGUCUGGAAUGGACACCUAAAGAUGUGGCAGACUGGAUUGAAUAUCUAGGAUUUCCUCAAUAUAGGGAUUGUUUUUUAUCCAAUGGUGUAAAUGGACGAAAGCUUAUAACAGUCCAUGCUUCCUCUCUUCCUCGAAUUGGCAUCACUGAUUUUGAACACAUUAAGUUCAUUGCAAGAAAAGUGAGGGAGGUGACUGGUAUUGAAAAGCCUGACUGGAUGAGACCAAUAAGGCUUCAGCAUCGAGAGCGUCUUGGUUUGUUCCUAGAAAGAAGAGCUUUCACAGGUACUGAAAGUGAUGCUGAGAAAUUUCAGGAGUUCCAUCGACUCCUGGAUUUGAUGGAAGAACAUGGCCCUGCUCAAAGGAUUGUUGACGCACAAAUAAAGGAAAAUUGGACAAGCAAAAGAAGCAAAUAAUAUAUAUUGACAAAAAAACUUUGAUUGCUUAUUAUGAAAAUGAAAAAUAAUUGAUUAUUCAUUACCAACAAUGGAAUGUAUUUAUCAUUAUUUUAAGAAUUUACAAUUUGUUAUAUAAUUACAUUAAUCCAUUUAUUUUUAUAGUGUUAAUAUAAACCCUCUAAUUAUAUACUCUGUUGACUAAA
Messenger RNA from Xenia sp. Carnegie-2017, 711 nucleotides. RefSeq names its product sterile alpha motif domain-containing protein 15-like. NCBI's taxonomy places the organism in Eukaryota, Metazoa, Cnidaria, Anthozoa, Malacalcyonacea, Xeniidae. The coding region runs from base 32 to 526 and encodes 164 amino acids. The transcript is spliced from 3 exons. Gene Ontology annotation, molecular function: protein binding. The record is from RefSeq and is a predicted model, not a curated record.